AUGAGUGAUCAAGCAACUAUUAUUUCUGAUAUCUCUUGUAAGCAACAACAACAGCAGCUACUGCAGCAACAACAGCAACUACCACAGCAGCAGCAGCAGCUGUUACAACAACCGCAACAACAACAACAAGAGCAACAAUCGCAUGAUCAUCACGUGGAGAGUUAUCAUGCGUCUGCAGAAGGCGUACAGAAAGAUGAGAAGGGUUAUACUGUUGUUCCAGCAAGUGUUAGCUUUCGUGGUGUAAGCAUGAAGUUGGAUCUGAAAAUUGAUCAGAAAACGUUGGCCGCUGCAACAAAUUUCUCCAAGGUCGUAGAGGAAGCUGUUUCCACUCAUCUUUCAUCGUCGGUUAUACCGGUGGAAAACGAUGAAGUGGGCAGUUCACUGAUACCACACAUUCCACGUACAUCUGCAACAGCUAUUGCUCAGCCAUAUCACUCAGUAUCCUCAUUUACAGUUAUGGAAUCUCCUAAUAGUACCAAAGAUUCACCUAUUUGCGAUAGCUCGGUCGAGAGCAGUACUGCACUUUUGGGUAGAAAUGAAUUAUGUGAGCAAGUAAAUGAAGUAUGCAGUUCGACCGUGGAUGCAAGUCCAUUCUGCGAUACCGCUUGCUCACCUAUACAACUCGAAUUACAGACAAAAUUACCACAUGGCAUCAUGAACAGUUACAUAAAAUCUCCAGACGAUACACCUCCUGCUUCGUCGGAAGAGCAAAACAGAAUUGCUUCGACAUUAGUGAAAGAAGAACUGACCAAUUUGAUGGCUACUACUGCACCGGAUAACAUCUACCUUACACCAUGUGCGUCAACUUCAUCAGCUGAAAUAGAUGCUACUGCAUUUUCACCUCUGCUGACUAAAAGACGAAAGGAGAAGUCAACCACAGCAUCUCAUCUUUGUGAACAAAUUGAUCCGGAAAAGGGACAGUGUCGACAGCGAGCCAUUGUAAAUUAUCGAUACUGCAUUCGUCAUAUACUCCUUGAUCCAGAAGCACCUUACAUACAAUGUCAACAUCAACGUAAGCCGAAAAGCAAACGAGAUACCAAUUUGCUUUGCACGAAUGCGGUACGGAAAGACAAAGGAACAAUUUACUGCAGUACUCAUUUAAUCAUGAAUGGAUUAAUGGAACCAAGGAAGAAAAAAGCUAAAACAGGAGCAGUCAUUGUCGAGAGCAAAGAACUUACUUCUUCCUGUAGCAACAAUGUUUGGAAUCGGUCUGCAAUUACCGGGAAGUCGAGUAUUGAAGUUGCACUGUCACCAGCAUUAGUGGAUACAUACGAAGAUUUGAAUUGUACAUCUCGCUCAAUGGAACAAAGUUGUAUAAGGAAUGAUGGUAUUGUCUACAAUAAUGUUAUGAACAGUGCUGUGGUAGCUGUUGAUUCACUUACCAGCAAACGUACUGUGUAUCACUUUUCGAAAACAUCAGUAGCCAAUACUUUACCCAUGGAGGCAGGUAUCGUUACCGUGGCAACAGAAUCAAGGAAUGAAGCGACAGCAGCUUAUGAUAAUAAUGUUUCAAUUGAAGAUGAAUAUACUGGGCUACCGAAAUUACCUGUACAUAAAACUAUUAUGCCUCUUCCCAUUACAUCGUCUUAUGGCGGAGUGCGAUCAACAUAUGAAUGUCCUGUGCAAGCAACAACUAGUCAGGUGGUUCGUCGAAAUCUACCUCAGUUGUAUUCACGUACGACUUCUCAAGUUGUCACUCCAGCUGUUAUUAAAACGAGUGAUGGUGUACAAAUUCCAUGCGCCCAAACAACAGUUGUGAAACAGCGUGUAACAGCGAAUCUCAGCAAGCAACAUCCGCAGCUCGCUGCUAAGCUUCUUCAGGCACCAACAACAGCAGGGCAAAGCGUUGUAUCAUCAUUAUCGAGUGCUCCGAUACGAUCAAGUUUUCCAAAAAGUGUUAUUCCACCGUCACUAUUAGUUCCCGAAUCCCGUAAUUUAUUGCCCUCUGCAGCUCCUCGUCUAACUUCUCAUCAGGAACCUCCACGUUUUUAUAAGACACCUGAAGAUGAUAAAAUUAAAUUAAUCAUCAAACAGGAAAAAAGUGAUGUGCCCCAAAAGCCGAAAGUUAUACAGCUGAAGCAGAAGCGCAGGCGAAUGAAAAUGACGGGAAUUUAUCGGAAAAUACCUCAAGUUGAUCAAAUGUGCAGAGUUUUAGAAGAUCAGGAUUUCGAUCGUACUGAUCUUUUUCCUCGCGGACUUGAGCCAUCAGAUGAUGAAGACGAAGAAAAUGAUUAUCUUGAUCUCAGAUGGUCAGAAAUGGCCUGUAAUGCUGUAUCGGAUCCUGCGCCUCAGGGAGCACUGCAGGUCUAUUUAGUCAAAAAACAGAUCAGAUUAGACAAGAAUGCAUUAAUGAAAGAAGCAGUUACGAAUGCUCCGAUAAUGCAUGCUUGCAAACAGUACCCGAAUAGUGUCGGUGCUGCACUAGCCGAUCGUGCAUCCAAUUAUGGGACUGCUCCGAGCGCUGUAUUGAAUCAAAAAAAAUGUACUAUAACGAUUCUGAAAGGUGGUUCAUCCCCCGUUCAAUGCAUGAAUAACUGCCUUCCAUUCUCUAAUCACUGCGCGCAACACAUUUCUUAUAAUUUAAAUCAGAAGUUAUUCAGUUAUUGUGCUGAGCCGUGUUGCUCACAACCCGUUCUUUGUGUUGAUGCACCGAAGACAUUGAAAUUGUGUGUUCAUCAUUAUGAACUGAGGAAGAAGAAAAAGGCCGAGGAGGGAUUAGCACGAGAAAAGACUCAUCAGUCUUGGAAACAACAAACACCAAUAUGUUACGUCCAGCAGCAGCCCAUGCAGCAAUAUGACGGCGAUAUUCGUAUGAAUAUUCAACAUUCACAUUAUCAGUCUCAGGAUAUUGGAACAGAUCGAUUAAAUUCUGUUGGUGUGGGUGAUUUCUGCGAACUUGAAAUGGGUUCGGCUUCCAGUGGAAAUGAAUCAGAUGUAUAUUUGGCUUCAUUUGCUAAAGAUCUAGAAUUUAGUUUUGAUGGUAGGGAGAUAAAUGAUAUGUUGGCAAAUUUCAAUGUUCCUGAUGGAGAAGGUGCUGAUAUUUUACACGACCAACCACUUUCAGAUGGCGUGAAGGAUGAAUUCUUGCAACUACCAACAGAAUUUAAUGAAAUUGCUGGUGGUCAUAAUUGGCUUGACGUUGAGCAGUUCCUCAUUUCCGAAGGUGUCGACUUAUCCUCAUCAUCACAGUCGAGCAGUAUAUCCGCCGUUUCUGUGCCACACCCAUUAAGUCUAGCUAACGAUGGAGUAACGUUCUGCGAAUUCGCAUCAUCGCAUCAACCACGAAGCUAA
Messenger RNA from Brugia malayi, 3291 nucleotides. RefSeq lists its product as uncharacterized. The transcript is spliced from 16 exons. The coding region runs from base 1 to 3291 and encodes 1096 amino acids. Gene Ontology annotation, cellular component: NSL complex. Lineage: Eukaryota; Metazoa; Nematoda; Chromadorea; Rhabditida; Onchocercidae. The record is from RefSeq and is a predicted model, not a curated record.